Messenger RNA from Orbicella faveolata, 5274 nucleotides. RefSeq lists its product as uncharacterized. The record is from RefSeq and is a predicted model, not a curated record. NCBI's taxonomy places the organism in Eukaryota, Metazoa, Cnidaria, Anthozoa, Scleractinia, Merulinidae.
AGUCGCCAAUAAUAGAGCAGGCAUAUCGGGCCGAUUUACGCACUGACUUAUGUUCGUCUGAAUUUCUGAUUACUUACGCCGCUAUGCAGAAGAAGAAAGCUUCCGCUUCCCCUCCAGCAAUGGUUUUUCAACGAAGACCACCACGACAAACUCUCCAUAGAUCACCUUCAUCACAGCAAAAUAAGGGGACAGACGAUUUCAAUACAACACACUUACAGGCUUUCCAGUGUGAAGCACAAAUGCCACUGGGUAAGACGCCUGUCCAAGAAAAGACACCUCAAGGACAACCCCGCCUCCCGGAUCAACAACAGUUCUACCAUGGCCAAAGACCCAUAAGAAUUCCAAGACACCAAAACCCAAACAAUCCUCCAAUGUACGCUUCACCUCCAGGAGGUCCCAUGGCAGUACAAAUGAUAGGACCAGGGCCCCCGCCCUUCAUCCCCCCAGGGCAAAGCCCACAGUUUAUUCCACGACAUGUCGAGUACACCCAAAUUCCAAUGGGUGUUCCGCCUCAGAUGGAAUACAGACCUCAGCAAGCAAAGCAAUUUCCGCCUGUAUCUGGCCCUGAUAUCGAGAGCGAGGAUAGCGAGAGCAAGGAUAGCGAGAUGGAACAAUACAGACCUCAGCAAACAACGCAGGGCCAAUAUACACCUUUAUCUGGUCCUUCACAGCCACAAGGACCGGACGGCUAUCCGCAGACAACAGUUUAUCCCAUGGGACAGCCCUCACCUCCUGUUUAUAUCGUCAGAGCUCCCACUGCUCCCAUGAUUGGAGUGCCAGAGUUUGAAACUCAAAAUUUUGAGUGUCGUGCACGGGAGAGAAAAAUAAUCCAGAUAAAAGAUCCCAAUUAUAACGAAGAUGUGGAACAGGAAAUUCUAAAUCGUCAACCAUCGGGGAGUUUAACAGGCCGUACCGGUGGCUCCACAAAUAAUUCUUCCCCAGAUAUCUCAGAGCAGUCUGGUAGCUCAAGGACACCGUCUCUGUUGGUAGAACAGAACGUGAAUGCCCAAUUUGCAGCGCAGGUCGCUACAUUAUUAGCCAAGGAUAUCGAGAGCGAGAACAGCAAGAGCGGGGAUAGCGAGAGCAAGGAUAGCGAGAUGGAACAAUACAGACCUCAGCAAACAACGCAGGGCCAAUAUACACCUUUAUCUGGUCCUUCACAGCCACAAGGACCGGACGGCUAUCCGCAGACAACAGUUUAUCACAUGGGACAGCCCUCACCUCCUGUUUAUAUCGUCAGAGCUCCUAGUGCUGCCAUGACUGGAAUGCCAGAGUUUCAAACUCAAAAUUUUGAGUGCCGUGCACGGGAGAGAAAAAUAAUCCAGAUAAAAGAUCCCAAUUAUAACAAAGAUGUGGAACAGGAAAUUCUAAAUCGUCAACCAUCGGGGAGUUUAACAGGCAGUACCGGUGGCACCAGAAAUAGUUAUUGCGCAGAUUUUUUAGAGCAGUUUGGUUCAACUUUAGGGAGAAUUACGCUACAACAGCUAGAGGUGCCUUGGAACAAGUGGUCCGCUGAAAGAAGUGUAGAAACCAGUGUCGAAAAUCGACAUGAGGAUGCAGCUCAACCAUUAACGAAUGCCACAAGGUCUGCUGCAGGUAGCAAAGUUGCUGAGGAAGUUGAUCAGCAAGUUGCCAAACCCAAGUCAACAGCUGAAGCUUCUGAAGGGGAGGUUCGAUCAGUAACUGUCAGGGACGCUUGUUAUGUAGGUGACAUAGAGAAGUACGGUGUUAUUAAGAACCCUAUUGACACACACACAGCAGUACCUCCAGAGAUUGUUGUAAGAGGACGUCUGGCUUUGGAAGCCUACAACAAGGCCCUAGCUGAAGGAAAGACGUUCGACAAGAGGGUGCCAGUCAUGUUGAUUGGACAAGAUCGGUCAGGAAAGACCAGCUUAAAGAAGUCACUCAGGGGAGAGCCUUUUAACCCAAAUGAAAAGAGCACUGUAGGGAUAGAUGUUGAUCCUUCUCAUUUCCAAGUCUCAACUGAGAUUUGGAAGGCAGGGGAGAAGGACCAAGAAACAAGUUCGAAGACAUCUGUUUCCUUUGAGUACCAUGCAGCGCGAGUCACUGUUGAAAAUCUGAGGCAGGAAAAGAGCGUUCUGGCGGAAGAGAUUCCCAUGGGUGCCACAGUCCUGGCAAGCAAUGAUUUUAUUUCAGAAUCUCCAGCUUCAUAUAGCUCUGGUUCAGAUGGGUCUAGCACAAGUAGCCAAGACCCACGAUCUCAAGCAACCUCAUCUAGGGACUCAGAACUAAGGAGCAACAUAUCACAGAUACCAAAAGUUAUAGAAAAUGAGAUGUUAAAGAGAAUGCAAAACGACCAUACAAUGGAAGACGAAGAAGGCAUAUAUUCAGUUUUGUGGGACUUUGCUGGACAAUUAGUUUACUACGCAACACACCCACUUUUUCUUACUUCUAGAGCGAUCUAUCUUUUAGUUAAUGACCUUAGCCAAAAUCCCUCUGAAGCAGCCAAACCUGUUGUGAAGCAAGGAGUGUACAGAAAAUUUGAAGAUAGCUUUGGAAUGAAGACUAACAUGGACUAUUUAGACUUCUGGUUGUUUUCUAUCGCUUCUCUAACGUGUCAAAACGAACGUGAGCCGAUAGGUUCUGAUUCUGAGGUUUUGCCAGAGAAACUUCCCCCAGUUCUUUUAGUUUGCACUCAUGCUGAUAGGCCUUAUGAUGGUGGUGACCCUGGUACACUGGCCGGUGAGUUAUUUGGGUCUCUACAGACCAAGCCAUACAAAAUGCACUUGCAUGAUGUCUUUGUUGUGGAUAACACCAAGUCAGGUCUUGAAUCCGAAUGUCCAGAAGUCGUUCGCUUGCGAAAUGAAGUUCUUGCCAUUGCCAAGGAGCUGCCGCGGAUGAAAGAAGCCAUUCCAAUCAAGUGGUUAAAGUUUGAAAAGGAACUUCAAGCCGCGAGCAAAGAGGGUCACAAAUGGAUAUCCCUUGAAACUGCAACAAAUAUUGCGUCUGAAAAGUGCAAUGUUGUGGAUAGUAAAGAAUUCAAGACAUUACUGAACUUUUUGCACGACAAAAGAAUUUUGAUUCACUUUGAUGACACUCUAGAGCUGAAUGAAUUGGUUGUCUUGGACCCACAGUGGUUGAUUGAUGUGUUCAAGAAGGUAAUAACUGUCAGGCCUUAUGACCGUAAAAGCAAAAAAUUCACGGAGCUUUGGUGCAAGCUUGAGAACAAGGGAAUCCUGGACGAAAAACUUCUGGGGCAAGUUUGGGGUCCUUUGUUUGACGACAGAGCAACAUGUGAGAGACUUCUUCAAAUCAUGGGGAAAUUUAGCUUGCUUUGUCCUUGGCCUUCAUCCGAGUCUCCAUGUGAUAAGCAGUACCUGGUGCCAUGCAUGUUGAGGACGCAUCCACCAGAGGAUAUCAUGAAGUUGGUAGAGGUUGCAUCGAGUCAAAUUCCUCCUCUGUUUCUUAAAUUUGAAUCUAGGCAAGUUCCGCCUGGCCUGUUUCCUCGACUCGUGCUGUUGUUCUUGCAGUGUGGCAAAAAAAUCUUUUUGAAUCCAGGAAGAACUAAGCUGUUCCACAAUUUUGCCAGAUUUUUCACCUCUGAAGAAGAAAACUGGUCUGUUAUCCUUCUGUGCCUUUCAUCUUCCAUAAAAGUUGUUGUUCACAGAGAGAAUCCCAUUCACGAGUCAGGAGUAGAGAGCCCACUGUCAAAGAUGACUUUGUCUGCGGAUGCUAGCUAUGACACUUCUGAUGUGACCUUUCCUUGCAAAGUGUUUAGACAGCUGGGAACGAUACUUGAGUCAAUGCGCAAGGAAUUCUGCUGGCUAAAGUGUAUGAGAUAUGAAGCAAGUUUCAUCUGUCCAGUCUGUUGUCAAGGAGGUGCUGUUGGCUACUGUGACACUCAUCAUGUACAAGGUUGCAAGCAGGAGGAAUGCCUGCACUUCUGGUCCCAGUCUCAGUUGUACAAUGCCAAAAGGGUUAUCUCUUGUACCAAGUCAGUUGCUGCGGUCAAUACCAGAGUUCAGAUUGCUCAGUUUGCGCCUUGGUCCACAACUCUAAGAAAUCAGCUAACAACUGAUCAACACGAUGGGGACAAUUUGGCUUCUGUGGAAGGGAGUGAAGCGAAAGCCCUUGUUCUCUCUUCUGGUGUUUUAAAGUCCCUUCAAACGACUUGUGAUGCUGCAGAUGUUGUUGCUCUACUACCCGAGAGUUUAAAGUUAGACAAAGCAACAUUAGCAGAUCCAGGGCCUGAAAAAACGCGGUUGAUCCGUUCCCUUUCGAUGGAAGCUAAAAGUGCGAACAGACUUGAUGUAGUAGAGCACUUGAGGCAAAUAACUCCUGCUGGAACUACAGGUCCACUGUUACCUGAAUGCCUUGAUGUAAAACUUGUCUCACAAAGCCAGCUCAGAAAGCUAACAAUCAACUUGUGCGGUGGAGAAGAAUGGAAGCUACUUGCAGAGAAACUGGGCUUGAGCCCAGCCGAGAUUCGUUUCCUUGACAACCGAACUAGGAAUCCAUGCAUCGAGCUUCUGUCUCAUAUUCGAAAUGAACGUUUUAUAGACGUGGGCACACUUUACGAUGCUUUAGUCGAAUGUGGGUUUCCAAUGUUGGCUGACAUGCUGUAAAAAGUAUGUAAUGUAGAAUAUGAAGUCAUGAACACAUUGAACAAGAAGAGAGAAGUCCGUACGAUAGAUAACAACAAAACACUCAAAUUUGACUCACUUUAAAUGUUGUAUGUGUAAAUUAUUAAGUGUCUUGAUUCCCUACAUAUUGUGAGGGUUGUAUUUAAAGCCAUAGAUCAAUUACAGCUCUAGAUAAUUUGACUAGUGCAAUAUUACAAAUCAACGGGCCUGAUGAGUGUUUUUCGUAAUCAACACACGAUCAGUGAAUAUUAGAACCUGCGAUUGGCACAGACUGAGUUCUACGAUCCCUCCCCUGGGAUAUGAAAUACAAAACAAUAUCUACAGAACACCGGAAUAUAAGCCCGCGGUGCUUUAUUGUUGGUGGGAAUAUAUCUGUGGAAGAUGCGUCAGAUGUAUUUUUUCUCUGAUUAUUAAGAAAGGGUUUAAAAGAAAAAGCUUUAGUAGGGGAAUAAUAAAAUUAUCUCUUUUCUUAGUACUCGCCGAAUUUUUAAAAGUAGUGAAGUGACGUGUAAUAGGUUUUAAAAAUGGUAAUUCUAUAGUUUACAUCCUUGUAAUAGAGUAGAAUUUUUUGUACUAAAUGAGCAGUAUGCAAUGUAUUCAUGUAGUUAUGCGGUUUGUAGGCGGGUUAAUAAGCCAGGCGGGAUAUUACAACAGCACGAGAAAACUUUGA